Messenger RNA from Echinostoma caproni, 497 nucleotides. Lineage: Eukaryota; Metazoa; Platyhelminthes; Trematoda; Plagiorchiida; Echinostomatidae. The record is from the annotation of a GenBank genome assembly.
GUACAGCGGACAAAUCCGGUUCGCGUGAGAUGAGUGCCGGGGCCAUCAAAGAGGCCUGGUUCCGUUUGUUACACACCAUGGGCAACCCGGUCGAUCUAUGUGAUCCACAUGUGUUGGCCACUCCGGUACUGGAGGAGUGUCGACGGACGAUUGUCACACAUCGCGUUGGUCGUGCCUCCGUCUAUUUGCCGUAUAUUUAUCAUCAAUUGAUUCGCGGUGUGGCCAAUGUGGUGGACAGCUUCCUCGGUAUCCAGCCUAGCCUAUCCGUGGCUGUGCCGGCCGCCCUGGGUGUUCCACUGGAAUUGUAUGGCCUGAAUCUGAUCUUUUCACCUGCAACCGGGCACAGAGUAAAUGUGAUCGAGGGAGAUGGUACGUCUUCUUUGCUCUGCUUUCCCCAGUCAAUUAAUUCGGUGAAAAAUGUCACGGUUUUCGUUUCCACUCAGUUUCAUGCACUUGAUUUGGACCGCCACAAUUGGUAUUUCAAUUUUUUUUCUUAA